CCAAGAGACUCGGAGCUGUUUGUUAUCAGCGUAAGGUUAACGUUAGAAGAUGGGGGACGUUUAUGACCCAUUGCACCCGAAAGAGUGUGACAUCACGUUGGAGAGCUCACUGCUCUGAACUGGUUUAUUCUUGGCCAGCAGCUUCUACUGGGCUACAAACGCCAGAACUGCCGUGCAAUGGAUGCUCUGGUGAACUCAGAGAUCAGGGAAGAGGGAGGAGAUACCUCAGUCAAGGUUGAGGGCCUCACCAAGGCAGCUAUACUCAAAGGCCUCUCUCCUCGAGUGAUGUUGUCCAGCCAUCUCCUGCCUAAAGGAACCAAGAGGAAGGUGAACCUGGAUGACCAGGGUCGCCAGAAAGUGUCCUUCAGCUUCUCUCUCACAAAGAAACCUCUGCAGAACUUAUUCCUGGUGCCUCCCAGUCAGGAAAAAUCUUUUGCUGAACUUCCCUCUGUCCUGUCACCUACAACCUCACACUCUCAGGACAGAGCAGGGCAGCAUACGGAAAGUAAAAAUGAGCAAAUGCAGCCACCCUUGUCAGUGCCCACACCAGUAGCAGAGACCCUUGCACCUCAGACGGCGGUCUCCUCAGUCCCCAAACCUAAAGUGGACUUGGGAAAGAUGCACUUCAAGAAACAGAUUCUCAGUGUAUCUGUUAUUGAAAAGAGUCCCAUAACCAGCGUUGUCUUACAGGAUCCACCCCCUUCCGAGCAACAGGUUUUAAUGAAAUCUUCAGGUGAAAUUGAAACUGUCACCCCAACACAAACAUCCCAGUCUCAGAACAGUCUUCAGAACAUGGACAAUGAGUGCCCCUCUGAGAAUGCUCUCACUCAUGUAUCUGAUGUGAAGCCGGACCUCAGUCUCAAGGAGCUGACUGAUUCCUCCCACGUAGGGAAAGUGGAUGUAAACAGUUCCAGUGUAACAGAGCAGCAAGACGCCUCAGAAAACAUACCAAUCCGGUCCCGGUCAGACAGCACACUCCCUGGCUCAGAAUCUGAUGCUGAUUCAGUGCAGACGUCUUCCAGCCACAAGUCGGGUGAACCCAAGGCCACAGCAAAGUCGGAAAGUAGAAGUAAGGAUGCAAAAAGGAUAUCCUCUUCUCGCUCCAAAUUAGAGGAAACCGAAAAAAGUUCUCACCAUGCACGUUCUGAGAAGGACGAAAGGACCUGUAGUUACUCAAAGUCUGACCGAGAAUCCAAAUCUGACCGAGAAUUAAGGUCAACCGCUGACCGAGAAUCCAAGUAUGACCGAGAAUCAAAGCACACACCCUCGCGGUCCUCCCGCUCUGACAAAGACCGCAAAAGGACUAAGAGUCGGUCAAGGUCCAGAUCAAGAGGCCCCCGGACGAGUUCUAGGCCUGAGACACGUUCCAGAUCUGAGAGAUCUAGAAGCGAGAGAGGGUCAGGAUCACGGUCUGAUCGGUCAUAUCAUGACUCUGAGCGGAGGUCAGGAGGUCACAGAAGUUCUCCAUACAGAGAGAGGAGAGGCAGCUCUCGCUCUCAGACUGAUAGCAGCAGAGUCCGAGGCGACAGUUCUGACUCUGAAGAUGACCACAGAAGAACUCGGACUAGAACAAGUGAUUCCAGCAGGUCGUCCACCCAUUCUAGCUUGCAGAGAGAUUCAAAGUCAUCCUCAUCUCGCUCAAAAUCUGAACGAGACUCGAAAUAUAUAGAUUCCCCUUACUUUUCAGAGAUAGAUAAAAGAACACAAUCUUCUAAGUCUGAGAGGGCCUCAAAGAGAACUGUUGACUCCUAUUCCCUCCAAAAGUGCUCUCCUGAAGGAGAAUCUAAUCACAGGAAAUCCAACACCCACUACAAGCAGGACAUCAGUGUUCGAUCCACUCAUUCCAGUCCACAUGCCCUCUCUCAAACAUCGGACAAAAGUCUCCAGAAAAGCAGCUCUAGUGAAUUUGAGGUAGCUCACAAAGGGAAGUCUCAGUCACAGGGCUCUGAUCGCUCUUCUGGCUCUGAAGGGGCAUGGACAUCUUCCACCAGUAAAUCAGACUCUAAGCAAAUGUCCGCCUCCAAGUCGUCAUUGAAAUCUAAUAGACAAUCAAACGACACAUUUCACAGUCCAAAUAAGAUACAAACACAUGAAACCCCUUCUGGUGCUCACUCUCAGAGCAAAAAUGACAAAGCUGGAGCAGAUUCCCAGCUAGCAGAUACUUGCCAAAGGGAGGACGUUGGCAAUAUGGAUGACAUCACAUCCCAAGAUAAAGACUUACAAAAACCAACUCUGUCGUUACCUUCAAAUUGUGAUCCAACUCACAGAUUGCGAGAACCAGCGUUGGAUCUAGUUAAUGAGAAUAUUAAUCAUUGCAUUGAGGUUCAGAAUGUCUCGGCAGCAACUUUACCGAACACCUCUAGUGGAGACCAAUUAUGUGAAAAAUUUGCCUUAGGGGACAUUGACAAUGUUAAUAAAAGCAUUUGCUCUGAACAAAAAGAAGAUUCACAGCGUGUAGACCCCCAAAUGGGAUCCACCGAGAAGCCGGAUGAUGUAGCCAACUCUAGCUUUUCCUGCAGUAAUGAACAAGUAAUACCCAGCCUGGAUAAGACUGUUUUUCAAGGUUCAGUUGGGUCAAAGUCAUCACCAUCUACAGUAGACGUAUCUGUCAGAGACCACCCUAAGGAGAAUACUAAACCAGAAAAUACUUUCUAUUCUAGUAGAAAUGUGAAUAUCAAGAUGCAGUCUUGCACAAGCGUCCCUCUCAAAUCUGAACCCUCUAGUCCUGAACCUCAACAAUUUCCCAACAAGACUGAACAACAGAACUCUAGUUUGAGGAAAAACCGAGGUAAAACAAAAAGAUCGCGUUGGGAUAUUGUUGGACAAGACACCUCAGACAGUGAUAAUCCUCAGAAAUGGCCUUCCCAAGAAAGUAAACCUGCUGUGAAAAAGGUAAUCUCUGUCAAGAGAAUUGAGUUUUCUAAAGACGUCAGCCAGGAAGAUCCAUCUCUGAUUAAGGGUAAACUGAAAUGGGAAGCUGAGUUGCAUUCCAAAACGAUUAAGCAAGAAAUUGUCAUCGCACAAGAACACAGCUCAGUACCAAUAUCUCUUAGGAAAGACCAGUCGGAGUCCGCAAACCCAACUGCACAACCAGGCACCUGUGGAACCAGCAAUGACCAUUCAGACAUCAAACCCCACAUCAGCCAAAUGGAUGGAGAGCCCUCACUUUUAAAUAAUACCUCACAUGUAGACAACGCUAGAAGGGAGCAGGGUAGGAAUGGCGACGGUAAUGAAGAGAAACCUAAAGAUGGCACUCACAAGAGCAAACUGGUGAAGAGACGAGUGUCGAGCCAGGACGGUGUAGGCCAAAGCGAGGACAGUGACUCUGACGAUUCAGAGUCGGACUCUGACUGCGGUGCUGCUGUGAAACGGAUGCACUCUGUGGUGGUUGUGCCAAAGAAUUCCACCCUAACACUCUCGGACACAACAGACAAGCCUGUGUCUCCCUGCACUCCAAGCACUAGCCCAGGACGUCAACAACACGCUAACAGGGCUAGUGGCCAAGAGGGUGACCUGGACAGGAAGGAGAUCACAAGCAGAGUCAGCCCACAGCAGAGACAUCGAGGCUUUCCCACCAUGUGUGAGCGCACUAGGCAGGCCAGUAAUGCUUGUGUUGAUGGAAGUCUCUCUUUACAUGACAUUAUGGUGUAUCAAUCACAGAGCAAUAUGGUAGAUAGCACCAGCCAGCUCGAGGGCUCCAAUGCCACCGAUGCCCAGCCUUAUAAGGAUCCUUAUAGCAGUGCCCAUGAGAGACCAAAGAUUGGUGCAGCAACGGUGAGCCAGGUUGCUGCCCACAGCCUUGAGACCUCCUUCAGGCAGUCUGACACAGGGCAUCCACAGCAUUAUGAGAGUGGCAGGGGUGGCGGGAUGCUGUCCCGUUACCAACAUGGAGACUUUGCUAGCUCUGAUGACUUCAACAGCAGUCUGGGCAGUCUGGGCUGGGACUUCACACAGCCGGAGCAGCCCAGCAGUACGUACCAGCAGCCUGACAGCAGCUAUGGGGCGUCACAACAGCAUCCCAACACUCAACAGCCAGGGAACUCUUCUUUGGGGCAGGUGUACAGAGCAGACAACGGGGCCUGCUGGACCCAACUACCAACUACGACUCAACCCACCUGCAGACCGGUCUACCUCCAUGUGCCUGCAACACAUUACCAGGAGCCUGUUGGUCAAGUCCAUCCUGACUCCCUGACUAAUGACUGUGAUGAGGACAGUGAGGGGAAACCAGCAGGCCUUAGUAGACUAGCUGGGGAAUGCAAUGGUCCCAACCUUCCAGGCUCGCUAGCCUUCGUCCAAGCCCAUGAAAUAAGCAGCAACUGCAGAGGCUCUGUCAACGCCACUCCAGAGAGCAUUGCCAUAGUUGAACCUCCCAGAGACAAGGACAACUCGAGGCCCCACAGAGGCAGGGGUCCUCCCAAGAAGAGGCGUCCAGAAAUGGAGUCAGAUUCGGACAGUGAGGCAGAACCUGGGCUCGCUAGCAAAAGGGAGCGACUGGCAGAAAGGGAGCUCCCCAAGGUCUCCUCCAAAGACUCCAGGGAGACUCCAGGUCAGGCCGAGGUGCAACGUCCUUUGCUCAGUCUGAGGGACUUCCGGGACGCCAGCAACUGGAGGGAGAUGGCAAGGUCUAAGAAGAUGCCACCAUACUUUGACCUGAUUGAGGAAAACCUGUAUCUGACUGAACGGAAGAAGAACAAGUCUCAUCGAGACAUCAAGCGAAUGCAGUGUGAGUGCUCUAUGCUCUCGAGGGAGGAGCGGUCUCGUGGAAUGAUGGCUUGUGGGGAGGACUGCCUUAACCGUCUGCUGAUGAUCGAGUGCUCAUCGCGGUGCCUGAAUACAGGAUACUGCUCCAACCGACGCUUCCAGAUGAAACAGCAUGCAGACUUUGAGGUCAUCCUGACUGAAGAAAAGGGCUGGGGACUGAGGGCGGCCAGGGACCUGAUGCCAAACACGUUUGUGCUGGAGUACUGCGGAGAGGUGUUGGACCACAAGGAGUUCAAGAUGCGGGUGAAAAAGUACGCUAGCAUGAAGAACAUCCACUACUAUUUCAUGGCCUUGAAGAAUAAUGAGAUCAUAGACGCCACACUGAAGGGGAACUGCUCACGCUUCAUGAACCACAGCUGUGAGCCCAACUGUGAGACCCAGAAGUGGACUGUGAACGGCCAGCUGAGAGUUGGGUUCUUCACCUCCAGGACCGUCACGGCUGGUACAGAGCUUACCUUCGAUUACCAGUUCCAGAGAUAUGGGAAAGAGGCCCAGAAGUGCUUCUGUGGGGCUCCCAGCUGCCGAGGCUUCCUAGGCGGGGAGAACCGGGUCAGUGUAAGAGCAGCAGCAGGGAAGAUGAAGAAAGAGCGCCCUCGCAAGAAGGACACCUCCGUGAGCAAUGCACUUACUACGGUGGAUGAGGAGCUAGAGGCUCUGCUGGAGAACGGGGAGGGUCUGUACGAUGAGAAGGAGGUGGUGUCUCUCUGCAGGCUGAUGGUCAGAGUGGAGACCAUGGAGCAGAAACUCAUCUGCCUCAAACUUAUCCAAGAUACCCAGAGCCCGUCCUGCCUGAAGCAGUUCCUGGACCAUCACGGUCUGUCUCUACUGUGGAUCUUCAUGGUGGAGCUCUCUGAAGCCAAGGGCAACAGUGUCAACAACAUCAAACUGCAGUUUCAGAUCAUGAAGACCCUGUCAGUAUUGCCUAUCUCCACUAAGAACAUGUUGGAGGAGAGUCAUGUCCUGAGCCUCAUCCAGCGCUGGGCCCAGACACACACACACUCCCUCCCCCAGCCCCCCGGGGCUGACCAGGACGGCUACUCCAGUGAGAACACGUCCCGCGCCCAGACCCCUCUCAACACUCCCGACGGUUCCUCUGCCUCAGUCGCCAAACUGGGCCCUGAGCUGGACAGUGACACCCCCAAACUGGGCCCUGAGCUGGACAGUGACACCCCCAAACGGGCCGUGUACCGUCGCCUCAAGAUCAGCGAGAACAGCCUGGACAGCGCCAUGUCGGACGCCAGCAAGGCCUCGGACGGUAAGGAGGAGGAAGAGGAGGAUGAAGAGGAGAUGGAGGAUGAGGAGGCCUCACGAUCUGAGCCUCCAGUGGAGAGCAGCAAACGGGCACAGACUGAGCCGGUGGUUGAGGCCCAGGCCCAGACUGAGCCGGUGGUUGAGGCCCAGGCCGAUCCGGUGGUUGAGGCCCAGGCCGAGCCGGUGGUUGAGGCCCAGGCCGAGCCGGUGGUUGAGGCCCAGGCCGAGCCGGUGGUUGAGGCCCAGGCCGAGCCGGUGGUUGAGGCCCAGGCCGAGCCGGUGGUUGAGGCCCAGGCCGAGCCGGUGGUUGAGGCCCAGGCCGAGCCGGUGGUUGAGGCCCAGGCCGAGCCGGUGGUUGAGGCCCAGGCCCAGGCCGAGCCGGUGGUUGAGGCCCAGGCCCAGGCCGAGCCGGUGGUUGAGGCCCAGGCCCAGGCCGAGCCGGUGGUUGAGGCCCAGGCCCAGGCCGAGCCGGUGGUUGAGGCCCAGGCCCAGGCCGAGCCGGUGGUUGAGGCCCAGACUCCCACAACGGAGGAGCCAACAGAAGAGCCAGUCACAGAGCUGAAGGAGACACCAGAGGUGGUAGUGGAGGCCAUGGAGGUCACAGAACCCAAAGCUGAGAGCCAAGACGCUAAAGAUCAGGAGGAGGGGGUGAAAGACGAGUGGAGUGAGGGACAGAAGGAGAACGGAGAGGAGGAGCAUGCAAGUCAGUCAAUGGAGGAGAGUGAGGUUGUGGCGGGAGAGCAGGCCAACAUGGAGGUCCAGGUCCAGGAAUCAUCACAGAUUGAGCCAGUUCAGACGGAAGUUACUGAGACCCCUUCAGAGGAGCAUCCUGCUGGGGAGAAGGAGGAGACCACCACAGCAGAGACCGGGACUGAAGAUGCUGAGAAGGCUCCAGGCAGCCAGGAACAGCCAGGCCAGGUGGCCCCCGAGGUUCCCCCGGAGGUGGCCCCUGGCACUGAGGACGCUGCCCAGGUAGUGACCCCAGCCUCGGAGGCCCCUCCACCUCCCUCUCCGGUGGUCCCCGUGGAGCCUACGGCGGUGGGGACGCCCUCGCAGGAUGAGGAGGAGGGUGUGUCUGAUGUGGAGAGUGAGAGGAGCCAGGAGCCCCAGCUCAGAGCUGUGGAUAUAGGAGACAUGGCUGCUAGGUUACUGGACAGCUGGAGGGACCUGAAGGAGGUGUACAGGAUCCCCAAGAAGAGCCAGGUGGAGAAGGAGACACACGAUCGUAGUCGAGACCGAGACGCUGCCCUGGCCCCGGCUCGCACCCCCUCCGGCAGCCGGGAACGUGAGAGGGAGCGGGACAAGGAGAGGGACAGGGAACGAGAUCGAGACAGAGACCGGGACAGGGAGCGUGACAGAGAAAGGGACAGAGAUUGGGAGCGAGACAGGGAGAGGGACAGAGAGCGAGACUGGGACAGAGACUCCGAGAAGACACCCCGCAGCACAGAGAGACGGAGGAGACGUGCCUCCACCUCCCCCCCGCCCUCAGCAUACGAGCGGAGCAGCAGGCGUAACGAGGACCGGUUUGACCUGGCUAACAGCAGUAAGAAGAGCCGUACCAUCACCAAGGAGCGCACCAAGCUGUCCACAGAGGAGCGCAGGAAGCUGUUUGAACAGGAGGUGGCCCAGCGUGAGGCCCAGAAACAGCAACAACAGUUACAACAGCAACAACAGCAACAACAACAACAACAACAGCAGCAGCAACAGCUCCAGACUCUAGCCUACGAUGCAGCCCUGACCUACACUACCAGCCCAGCUGGCUUCCUUCACUACCCCCCCGGCUACCCCCUCCAGACCUACGUGGACCCCAUCAACCCCAACGCAGGCAAGGUGUUGCUGCCUACUCCUCCUGUGGAGCCCCUGGUCCCAGCCACCCUGGCCUUCGAGCAGACCCCUCCCCAGGCUCUGAUCACCGAGCUGGGCAUGGCCUCUCCCUCCUCCACCUCCCAGCCCCCUCCAGUAUCCAACCUGUCCAGCCUCCCCCAACACAUCCAGCAACCCACCGCCCCUCUGGAGCUCCACCGCGGCACGCCCCAGCAGUACACCCUGCAGCCCAGCGUGGCAGGCCAGGACCCUGGUGUAGCCGUCCUGUCAGUGCCUGCCGUGUCGGCGCCCCCUCAGGUGUCGGCGGGCCAGGGGAGUUACACCACGCUGUGGGACCCUACCACCCAGCAGGCUGUGACAGUACAGACCCAGAUAGCACCACAGUACCAGGUUGUCCCAGCACCUCCUCCCACUCAGACAGCCAUCUACUAUCAGGGCCAGCCCUGUCAGACCAUCUACAGUAUCCCAACUGCCUACCCACAGGCCAACACACCUGUCCUGCAGGCGUACUCUGAUCCGGCUGCCAGCUACCUCCAUGGUCAGCCGGUGUACACAGGUCACCAGCAGGGAGUGGUGGUUCAGCAGGGGGGCACGGUCACUACCAUCGUCACCUCACAGACUGUCCAGCAGGAGUUGCCCAACACUGUGUUAGUCCCCAACAGUAUGAUAGACCUGCCGCCUCCCUCUCCUCCCAAACCCAAAACCAUCGUCCUGCCCCCCAGCUGGAAGGUAGCACGGGACGGAGAGGGAAAGAUCUACUACUACCACGUCAUCACCAGGCAGACUCAGUGGGAUCCUCCCAGCAGCUGGGACGGGGCCAGUGAAGACGCCCACAGCUUAGACCACGAGGCUGAGAUGGACCUGGGGACGCCCACCUACGACGAGAACCCCUCCAAGUUCUCUACUAAGACGGCAGAGGCAGACACAUCCAGUGAGCUGGCCAAGAGGAGCAAGGAGACGUUCCGGAAAGAGAUGUCCCAGUUCAUUGUGACCUGCUUGAACCCGUUCCGGAAACCAGACUGCAAACUGGGACGCAUCAUCAACACUGAGGAUUUCAAACACCUAGCCAGAAAGCUAACUCACGGUGUGAUGAACAAGGAGCUGAAAUCCUGCAAGAACCCAGAGGACCUGGAGUGCAACGAGAACGUCAAGCACAAGACCAAGGAGUACAUCAAGAAAUACAUGCAGAAGUUUGGCAGCAUCUACCGGCCCAAAGAGGACACUGAGCUGGACUAAGUGUCUGACUGGAGGAACAGAACCGGGAUCAAGACUUGAAACUAUGAUUAGUCUACACUCAAACCCGAACACAGAUGAGCUUUUUACUCUUCUCACUCCAAGUAGGAGUCAAGUCAAGCAGUGAAACUGAACUGUGUUUGAUUAUGGAAGUGGGAUCGCUCCACACACACAUUUAUGUGGAGGACAUAUUUAAAUUAACAAAGACGGUCUUAAACUGAUGCCUUGAAGGCUUGACCCGGGAACUAGGGGCGGGGACUAGAAUCAUGAUGAUGCUGAGGGAGGCGUCUCACAAGGGGCAGAGGCUCCAGGUGAAGUGUCCACAGAGAAGUGUGCGACACCUAGGCUGCAUCUCAACUGGCACCCUAUUCCCUAUAUAUGCACUAUAUAGGGAAUAGGGUGCCAUUUGGGAGUCAGACCCAGAGAGGGGUGCUACAUUGACUAUAUUCUCACUACCAUGUUUUGCUUUCUGCAUUUUUCCAGUUCAACUUUGUUACCUAACUAACAAUGUUCUCAACAUCUUUUCAGCUAUAUAUUCUCUCUAGAACUCUUCCUCCCCUGGCUGAAAAACCAUGAUUUUAAAUUGCUCUUCAAUGUUGGGAUGUUGCUGUAUGAAGUCCAGCAGUGGGAAUUAACUGGUCAAAAUGGAUCAAUGUAAAGAAAGACUAAAGAAUCUGUUUAUCCAUAUGACUGACUGGCUUUCCUCUGGUGCGCCCGGCUGCCCAUCAUCUCCCCCCCCCCCUCCUCCAGCCAGCCAUUGACCUUGACUAGGGUAUCUGGUGCUGCUUUUAGCUGGGCUGUGAUAGUCCAAGCUUUCUACUCCCCAAGCCCUCCCUGCCUUCAGACCACAAGACUCCGGAGCCUCUGUUGUUAUAUGAAUGCUUGAUGGAGGCUGGGUUCGGUUCUGAUGGAGGCUGGUUUCGGUUCUGAUGGAGGCUGGGUUCGGUUCUGUCAUGCUGACUGGUGUCCUUAUACGAAUUCCUCCAUGGCUGCUUACCAAAUGGCACCAUAUUCCCUAUAUAGAGCACUACUUUUGACCAGGGCCAAUAGGGGAAUCCCAUAGCGCACUACUUUUUACGAGAGCUCUAUGUUGGGAAUAGUGUGCCAUUAAGGACGGAGUCCAUGUUCCAAUGCUCCCUCCCAGAGUAAAAAAAAAGAUUGAAGAAUUAACUUUUAUUAUGGAGCUUGUACUCUACUGUCCACCUACUGGUCUGAAUGUAUCAAGUAGUGGGUUGGACAGACAGACAGGGCCUUCAAGAGGACUUAGUGGUGAAGAAGGAACGGGGGAGGGGGGGGUUACUGAUCAAUGUUUUUAUGUAUUUUAUUAACUUGUACUAUGAAGUGAACAGGAUCUGGAUGCUGUCAUCAGACACACAUGAUGCUUAUGUGUCAGUCAGUGUACCUCACUCUGUUCCAAAUACCCCCUCCCCCCUCCACAAAGGGUUGUAGCGUUGUGAUUUUAAGUCUAUUUCACCUUGUCUUUUUUUACUAUUAUAAUUCCUUUGGACAGGCAUCACAGAGGCGUCUGUGCUCUCGUCCUGUUGCUACACAAGCUGUUUUACUCGUUAGUCCCCGGGGUAACAAGGUUUGUGUCCUGUCGUCGGGGUUACAGGUUCAUAGGCUUGGGGUCGUUAAUCAUUUAGGUAACUCUCACACCACCAUUUAAAUUGCAUUAAAACCAUGUUCAAACACAUGUAUUAUAUUGCUUUGUAUGUGAAUAUAUUGAGAAUGUUUAAGUAAGCAAAGUCUUUGUAAAAUGACGGACUAUUGGUCCAUGAUAUAACCUGUAAAUAGCCAGGUGUAAUUAUACCAAACACAGGUGGGGGGGGGACUAGGGGCGCGUGAGUUCCCCUGUCUGCUCCAGCAGCUCAACUCCACACCCCCUGCCCUCUUCCUCCGUCAGCUAAAGCCAGGAUUCCACCCACUCUCACGGCCUCUUGUUUGAAUUUGUUUAUUUUGGUGGUGGGGGUUGCAGCAUCUUUCUGUUUUGUUUGUUUUGAGACAGAUUUUUAUUUUCUGUACAAAAAGGAGUUUCACCCCAACUCUGCUGUAAGUACUGUGUAAGCACAUUGUCAUACUGAGUGUACAAACAUUUAAAAAGGAAAAAUAAACUCUUUUUUUUUUU
Molecule: messenger RNA, 11194 nt
Organism: Coregonus clupeaformis (lake whitefish)
Lineage: Eukaryota; Metazoa; Chordata; Actinopteri; Salmoniformes; Salmonidae
Gene: setd2
Product: SET domain containing 2, histone lysine methyltransferase
Exons: 23
Coding region: 178-9072 (2964 amino acids)
Biological process (GO): regulation of DNA-templated transcription
Cellular component (GO): nucleus; chromosome
Molecular function (GO): histone H3K36 methyltransferase activity; protein binding
Source: RefSeq, a predicted model, not a curated record